Phragmites australis (common reed) is the source of this 1324-nucleotide messenger RNA. RefSeq names its product putative hydrolase C777.06c. The transcript has 10 exons. The coding region runs from base 242 to 1225 and encodes 327 amino acids. The record is from RefSeq and is a predicted model, not a curated record. Lineage: Eukaryota; Viridiplantae; Streptophyta; Magnoliopsida; Poales; Poaceae.
CAAAAGCAGAGAUUAUAGAAAGGCAACCGAUUUCAGAAGUUCAAUGGAAACCACGAGAAAACGAGGCCAUUUCUCGCCCCCGGGCCGGCACCACCAGCGCCAAUGGCAAUAAACAAACCGAGCCAACCAAGAGGACAAGCGGAGCAAGAAAUCGGACCAAGACGCGCCAACAAAUCAGAACCGAAAUCUCCCCCUCUGCCGCUUGAAAUCCAAUCCAAACUCCCAUUAAAAACAAGCAGGAAUGGAUCCCGCGAUGGACACUCGUCCGGCCACGUUCCCAACCGGAGGCGCGUCGUCGUCGUCACUGAUCUUCCUGGGUACAGGCUGCUCCGGGGCCCUCCCCGACGCGCGGUGCCUCAUCCAGCCGUCCACGCCGCCGUGCGCCGUCUGCUCCAAGGCCCUGUCCCUCCCGCCGGACCGGAAUCCCAACUACAGGUGUAACACCUCACUCUUGAUAGAUUAUUGCCGCGACGAUGGAACUCAGAACUACAUUCUGGUCGAUGUCGGAAAGAAUUUUAGAGAACAAGUUCUCCGGUGGUUUGUUCACCACAAAGUUCCUUCCAUUGAUUCAAUUAUUCUGACUCAUGAGCACGCGGACGCUGUCUUAGGCCUUGAUGACGUGUGGGUGGUGCAGCCAAGUAGCCACAGAAAUGAUAUUGAACAAGUUCCUAUCUUUCUAACCCAGUUCACAAUGGAUAGUGUUGCGGCAAGAUUCCCCUACUUGGUGAAAAAGAAGCUGGGUGAAGGUGAUGACUUUGCCCGAGCCACUCAACUCGAUUGGAGGAUAAUUGAGGGCGACAUCGACAAACCAUUUGUAUCAUCAGGGCUAGAGUUUGUGCCCUUGCCAGUCAUGCAUGGAGAGGACUAUGUUUGUUUAGGCUUCUUAUUUGGCAGCAGAGCAAGAGUUGCGUAUUUAUCUGAUGUCUCAAGAAUUCUACCUAGAACUGAGCAUGCAAUUUCAAAGUCUGGCGCUGGACAACUUGAUCUUCUUAUAAUAGAAACAAACAGAUUGCAUGGGGUGGGAGAUGCUCGCAGUUGCCAUUUAACUCUGAGUCAGAGUCUUGACGCUGUCAAGAGGAUAUGCCCUAAGAAAGCUCUGUUGAUUGGAAUGAACCACGAGUUUGAACAUCACAGAGAAAACCAGAUGUUGGCACAAUGGUCUCUCAGAGAAGGAAUACCAGUACAACUAGCUCAUGACGGCCUUCGUAUCUUCAUUGACCUGUAAUAAGUGAACGAAGAUCCGGAGCGUGAAGCUAGCGCGAUCGAGGAUAACGCCAACCUUCCUCAUUUCUGUGAGUUAUGUGCGGGAAGUAUUGGGAAAACC